Molecule: messenger RNA, 931 nt
Organism: Suillus clintonianus
Lineage: Eukaryota; Fungi; Basidiomycota; Agaricomycetes; Boletales; Suillaceae
Product: HAD phosphatase
Exons: 6
Coding region: 36-788 (250 amino acids)
Molecular function (GO): phosphatidylglycerophosphatase activity
Source: RefSeq, a predicted model, not a curated record
CUUGAAGCGAGAGCGCCUUUUCACCGUUUCUAUCGAUGCCCUUGAACAUACCAGGAAUUCUUGCUCCAUUUCAACUGCUUAGGAAUCCCCGACUUGUGAUUCCACAUCUAACAGUAAAAGAUAUUCGCCAAAUUGAUUUUUUGGCGCUUCGGAAUGCUGGCUAUAGAGGAGCGGUCUUUGAUAAAGACAAUUGCUUGACAAUUCCGUAUAAAGACCCCCUUGUGCCAGAGCUCGAGGAUGCCUGGAGAGAAUGUCGUGAGGCAUUCGGGGAAGGAAACAUACUCAUCGUCAGCAAUUCCGCUGGUACCAAGUUCGACGCAGGAGGAAUACAGGCAGAAUCGGUGUCAUAUCACCUGUCUGUCCCGGUUCUCCGACACGACACCCUUAAACCUGGUUACUCCUGCAUUGCUUCGAUACGCGCCUACUUUUCAUCUCUCCGUGUUCCGAUCUCCGAUGGUGAACUGGUUGUAGUCGGAGACCGUAUAUUUACGGAUGUGAUCAUGGCAAACAGAAUGCAUGCUCCCUCCGCAUCAUCGUCAAGUGACAUGUCUGCUCGUGUGAGGAUUGGCGGCCCCCUCGCUAUCUUGACGGAUGGUGUUUGGCAAAAGGAAAGCAUGGUAAUGCGAUGGGUCGAAAAGAGCUUGGUGGACGCGGUUCGAAAGUGGGCGAGAAAUGGGGAAAUAUCUUCCGUAGAUACUAACGUGUUCGUGAGGGAGCUCCCUUGCCCGGAACCUCACAAGACUGGAAGCGCACUCACAAAAUUGAUGGACCUGAUGAAACGGAGAUAGCAUGGCUCAUGUUUGUGAGGAUGUGUCGACUGUCGGUGACCGCAGUAGUUGCUGUACUUAUUCUUGUUGGAACCUAUUCACGAGCCAUGCCUAGGUGACAUUUUGUUGCUCCUUACAUAGUAAUUUUAUAUUUUUCGUCGAAA